AUGGCUGUUCCAGCUGUAAUCGGUGCAGCAGCAAUCGCAGCUCUUUAUGCAGGGAGAAGAUACUUUCAAGGCCCUAAAUGCAAUAGCAAAAGAAGCCUACAAGGUAAAACUGUUGUUAUCACCGGUGGAAACACUGGCAUCGGUAAAGAAACCGCAGUGGAUUUAGCCAGCCGUGGAGCGAGGGUCAUAAUUGGCUGCAGAAAUCUCCAAAAGGGUAAAGAAGCACUAAAUGAAGUAAAAGAACGAAGUGGAAACUCAAAUGUUUUUCUUGAAGAGAUAGAUCUUGCCUCUUUGGAGUCAGUUCGCAAGUUUGCAGACAAAGUUCUCAACAGCGAACCCGGUUUAGACAUCCUCAUAAACAACGCUGGAGUGAUGGCCUGCCCAUAUCAGAAGACAAAAGAUGGAUUUGAGAUGCAGUUUGGUACGAAUCAUCUUGGGCAUUUCUUGCUGACGAUGCUGCUUCUUGACCGACUAAAGAGCUCACAGCCGAGUCGCAUAAUAAACGUAUCUUCAAAAGGUCACAGAAUGGGUAGUUGCAAGAUAAAUUUUGAAGAUAUAAAUUACGAAAAAAGCUAUGACAGCUGGGCCGCCUAUUUUAACAGCAAGCUUGCUAACGUCUUAUUCACACGUGAGCUGAGCAAACGCCUUGAGGGUAGCCACGUGACUGUGAAUGCACUGCACCCAGGGGCAGUUAGUACUGAACUGGGUCGACACACUAUCCUUGCCACCUUAGCUUUACCCAUUGGUUGGUAUAUUUUGAAGACACCUACACAGGGGGCCCAAACCACCAUUUACUGUGCCGUCUCAGAAGAAAUGGAAGGAGUUAGCGGAAAGUAUCUGAAAGAUUGCGCCAUCGUGGAGGAAUCCAAGGGUGCACAGGAUGAUGAUGCAGCCAAGAAGUUGUGGGAUCUUAGCAUGAAGAUGGUUGGGUUGGAAAAGUUAUAAUACCAGUAUGAUAGCAUUCCUUCAUGAAGGCAAACAAAGCCCACUGUAUUGGCUAAUUUAAAAACUUUGAGCCUCUGGACGUCAAUGAAUGAGAUGAACUGUAAUCUGUUACUACAUGUCGUAUUAAAAAAUAUAUAAAAAAAUUUCUGUCUCUUUGUUGUUAACCACACGGUGCCACCCCAUAUUCUAAGUAACUGCUGAUGGUUGUUUUACGUCAAUAUACAUUUCUGUAAAUUUGUUAUUUGUCCUUUAUGCUGACCUGAGGAAAAGACUAGUUUAGGUCAUUGGAAAUACUGAUAUUGAGUGUUAUACUUGCAGUAGUAUGUAAUUUAUAGUAAUUUCACGUUCACGUAAAAAUUGUCUUGGGAUGGGCAGAAUCACGAAUAAAUAAAAACUCAAAUCAAAUUUUCACGAGGAAACAUAUUUCCAAUCUCGCUGCACGAAAAAGAAUAGGGGACCCUCAAAACGGGAUCGUUGCUUUGGUGGUAACCUUGGAAAAAAAAAAAUUAGCAUGGAGACGAGGCUUGUUCGAGCGUGACUCCUUAGGUAAACACUUGGACACUUGAUAAGAUCGACUGCGGAGGUGUGAAAAUCAUGGCUGUUCCAGCUGUGAUCGGCGUAGCGGCAAUCGCGGCUCUUUAUGCAGGGAAAAGAUACUUCCAAGGCCCAAAAUGCAAUAGCAAAAGCAGCCUCGAAGGUAAAACCGUGGUUAUCACCGGUGGAAACACUGGCAUCGGUAAAGAAACCGCGGUGGAUUUAGCGAGGCGUGGAGCGAGGGUCAUAAUCGGCUGCAGAAACCUACAAAAGGGUAAAGAGGCACUGAAAGAAAUUAAAGAACGCAGUGGAAAUUCAAAUAUUUUUCUUGAGGAGAUAGAUCUGGCUUCUUUGGAAUCAGUUCGCAAGUUUGCAGACAAAGUUCUCAACAGCGAACCCCGCCUAGACAUCCUAAUCAACAACGCCGGAGUGAUGGUCUGCCCAUAUCAGAAGACAAAAGAAGGAUUUGAGAUGCAGUUUGGUACGAAUCAUCUUGGGCAUUUCUUGCUGACGAUACUGCUCCUUGACCGACUGAAACGCUCACAGCCGAGUCGUAUCGUAAUCGUUUCUUCGUCCGCUCACGGAAUGGGUAGUGGCAAGAUAAACUUUCAGGACAUUAACUAUGAAAAAAGCUAUGACAGCUGGGUCGCCUAUUAUAACAGUAAGCUUGCAAACGUGUUAUUCACUCGCGAGCUGAGCAAACGUCUGGAGGGUACCCACGUAACGGUAAAUGCCCUGCAUCCAGGAGCUGUUGCUACUGAAUUGCAACGCCACUCAUUUCUGGGCAGUGCUCUGCUCUACCCUGUGCGCUGGUACAUGUUCAAGACCGUAGAACAGGGAGCUCAAACUACCAUCUACUGUGCCGUUUCUGAAGAAAUGGAAGGAGUUAGCGGGAAGUAUCUGAAAGAUUGCGCUAUUGUAGAGCCAUCCAAGGGUGCCCAGGAUGAUGAAGCAGCCAGGAAGUUGUGGAAUCUGAGCAUAAAGAUGGUUGGACUGGAAAAGUGACACUAAAAUUAGAUAACAGAAUCGUUACCUGUUCAAUGAUUUUAUGCCAGUGCUAUUGUUGUUAGUUACCGGUAUUUAGUCUAAUGCCGGUGACAGUAAUAUUAUUCUGUUAUUUAAGAAGAGUACACAACUACGGAUAGAGUUAACCAAUUCUUGUGUAAAAUUUUUAGUGUUUUUGUAUGUAGCAAGCGCCAUCGAAUAAAAGAAAGGUGCCAGAUCCUAGUAGAUCUUAAAUAGAUAUGAUAUAUAUCCGCAAAGUUGUACAAGCAGCCUUGUAAAAUUGCCACCAGUGACAAAGCACUAUACAAGUUUGUAAAUAAUUAUUUAUCUAGUUUUUUAACUUAAUUUUUAUUUUUUCUAAUAUUUAACUCUUUACUAUUUAGUUAAUUAUUAUUACAAAACCCUCAUACAAAAAGCUUCUGUACCUCUGACUGAGUCAAAAUAAAUUGAUAGAUCACUUCUUUAGAGAGAAUUUCUCAGCCACAAACUUCUCCUUCCUAUUUUCAGGGAGAGAUCUUGUUCUUGUGCGGGUAGGGAACAACCUCGUCCCCAGGGCGCUUUUCACUGGCUUUGGAGGCGAGGUUGGGCGGGGAGCUGGCUACUUGCAGACAACCAUACCACCCUGGCAAUGGCAGCUUUGGACACCUGUUUAACCUUAGCUUCUCUUAACCUGUUCCAGGCUCUGAGCUAGUCGAGUCCACAAAAUUGAGAAUGCGCGAACACGAAAAUAAAACGGGAGGAACCUGGCAGACCGCGCGCUCAUAUUUUCGCGUGCUUUUCACUUACUCGUCAUACCCAAGCUUCCCCACUAGCUGAGAGCAAGGAACAGGCUACUUCAUUUGGGCUUGUCAGCCUUGACAGUUAAGUUAGGGUAGCUGAACACAGCCUUUGGUAAUACAGAAGCGAGACACAACAAUCCUUAGUAGUUUUCACUAAGAAAAUGUUGAGGGGGCCGGCUGGCCCUUUGUGCUUUAAAUUAUUUGACCUAAAAAUUAGGAGGGGGCUUAGCCACCAUUCCUCGGCCCCAUCUAUUGAGAUCCGUCACCGAUUAUAGAAGAGAUUAGCUACAUAUAACCCUGUUUGAUAAAAAGGUAAAUUGGUGUGACUAUCAAGAAGCCUUUGUCACAGCGUUUUGGGCAUCCCCGCGUUUUGGGCAUCCCCAUUCCCAUAUCCCUAGCGUUUUGGGUAUCCCCUUCUCAUAUUACUGCAGCGUUUUGGGCAUCCCCCGGUACCCUCCCGGGAUGCCCAAAUCCCUAGCGUUUUGGGCAUCCCCUCCAAAACAAUUUGGGAUUUCGCGGGAAAAUCGAAAACCUUUUAGAGAUGGAUUCCGCUAAAUAUACAAAUCUGUUCCGGUAUCUUAAAAAUAAGGUUUAUCCGGAAGGCUUUACAAAGCAGGACAAAACAAUCCUUAGACAAUUCGCCAAAAAGUUUGAGUAUGACUCAAAAUUAGAGUCCUUGUUCUACGUGGCCAAGGAGAAGGAUGGCACAGCGCUUCGACGUCUUGUUAUCGCCGAGGAAGAGAAAGCGAGGGUCUGCGAAGAGUGCCACUGAUGAUUUGAGGCCUCAGUAAUUGUGUGACAGCCUUUCCUGUAUCAAGUAGCCUUGCGGGGUUAAGUUGUACAGGCCUCAAAUGUCAUGAAUACUAUGAAUGCAACACCGCAAAACGCAGUUUUAUUCAUGUUUGCCUUUUGAUUCCUUUGUUUAGUAUUCCUGUUUUUGGCUGUUUGGAAUCAGACGAUCGCAGCUGCCGGUGAUUGCGGCAUUGCUCGCUUGUAAACAGUUCUAUUAAAUAAAAUUGAAAGCUUUGCAAACAAUGAAGUGUUGUGCAUCGAAGCGAUGUUAUGCGGUUGUAAAUUUCAGUUUCGUCAUGUUUUGAGCUUACGUUUACUGCCUAUGGGUUUUUUUCUGCGCAAUUAACCCGGCAAAAAGUGUCGGACGAUAUAAUUCUAACAUGCAUCUACACUAUUUAGCCGCAAAUUCGUGAUUAACAAUCCCGACUUUUCCCCAGUCUGAAAUAAUUUAGGCAAAGUCGAAGUGAUCAGCGUUUUGGACAUCCCCCACCGGGGAUACCCAAAACGCUAGGGAUAUGGGAAUGGGGAUGCCCAAAACGCGGGGAUGCCCAAAACGCUGUGACACCUGUCCAUUUUGAUCCAUUACAAGCCUGGGUACGAGGCAGACAGGGACCUGUGAACGAGCAUAGAGACGAGGUUACGCAAAGGUUACGCAUGCAUGACUCAGCAUAUAUUCUAUUGUUGUAUUGUCCAAGUUCUAGCUCGAACAUGGCUGUCCCAGCUGCGAUCGGUGUAGCAGGAAUUGCUGUUCUUUAUGCAGGGAAAAGAUACUUUCAAGGGCCUCGAUGCAAGAGUAACAAGAGCCUAAAAGGAAAAACCGUGGUUAUCACCGGUGGAAACACUGGCAUCGGUAAAGAAACCGCGGUGGAUUUAGCCAGGCGUGGAGCAAGGGUCAUAAUCGGCUGCAGAAACCUACAAAAGGGUAAAGAAGCACUGAAUGAAAUAAAAGAACGAAGCGGAAACCCCAAUGUUUUCCUUGAGGAGAUAGAUCUUGCCUCUUUGGCGUCAGUUCGCAAGUUUGCAGAUACAAUUCUCAACAGUGAACCUCGUCUAGACAUUCUGAUCAACAACGCGGGAGUGAUGGCCUGCGCAUAUCAGAAGACAAAAGAUGGAUUUGAGAUGCAGUUUGGUACGAAUCAUCUUGGGCAUUUCUUGCUGACGAUGCUGCUUCUGGACCGACUGAAGCUUUGUCAGCCGAGUCGUAUCAUAAACGUGUCUUCGUCCGCUCACAGAAUGGGAAGUGGCAAGAUCAACUUUGAAGAUCUAAACUAUGAAAAGAGCUACAGCAGCUGGGGUGCAUACUUCAACAGCAAGCUUGCAAACGUGCUUUUCACACGCGAAUUGAGCAAACGCCUUGAGGGUACCCACGUGACAGCGAAUUCACUGCAUCCUGGAGCAGUCAUCACUGAUUUGCAGCGCCACUCUUUUAUAGGAAGUGGUCUGCUCUUUCCCCUUCGCUGGUAUACAUUUAAGACAGCCGAACAGGGAGCCCAAACUUCCAUUCACUGUGCAGUCUCUGAGGAGAUGGAAGGUGUCAGUGGAAAAUAUCUGCGAGAUUGCACCAUUGUGGAAGAAUCCAAGGGGGCCCAGGAUGAUGCCGCAGCCAAGAAGCUAUGGGAUCUGAGCGUGAAGCUGGUUGGGCUGGAAAAAUAGACAAUUCGAAGAUGGAAGUGUCUAGCUACAGCUUUACAUAUUAGGCUGGACAUUUGUACCAUUUUCCUUAACUUCUUUAGCAUUCAAGAACCACAUAAUACAGUUAGAUACAUGUGUAGAACAGUUUUAAAAAAACUGGGCAUAACACAUGAUAAACAUAAAAACUAUGAUUCAUUGUAGUACAUAAGGUUCUUUAAACACAUUCUACAUGUAAGAAAAAGUAUGUGUUCCUUAAAAAGGCAGCAUUACAAGGAUUAGGGCUAUGUUAACCUUGAUUUAUGAUAUUGAUAGAAACUAACUAGUGCUUGAAAUAGGAACUGGGCAUAAUCUGUUAAUGUAACCUGUUGUAUUUGAAUAAAGUGUGAAGACUGACGGGGUCAAAUGGUUCCUUGAAAUCUCGGUAUAAUUUGUGAUGUGCUUCAAACUAUUGUUUUUGUGCAUUUCUUUCCAUUUUUUGUUUUUAUAGACAUUCAUAAAGCAAGCAUUCUGUAGUUCUAACCUAUUUGAAUUGCCUUUGCUUUUAUCAAACGGCCACAGUAUGAAAAAGGAUACGCUAUUUAUGGACUAGGCACCAUGUAAACAAUACCCUGUUCAGCAACACACACCUAAAUAGCUUAAAUGCGAGAGUACCUCUCUGAGUAAUUUGUCAGACCCUACAUAUUUUGAGGGAAACUCUCAAUCUGAUCUGCUCAUCCAGCCUUUAAUGCUUUCUUCAAUAAUCUUGAUUUUUUGAGUUGCUUAUUCUGUAAAGAGUCUGAUCAGAGUGAAAUCUGUUGACUUUGCUUUUUUUUACUUUGAAAUAUGCAAAUGUACUUUCUGCUUGAAUGAUUUAGUUUAUUCAGCUGCCUUCCUAGCCCCUCUAAUGUUUGCUUUAGUCGGAUUUGAAAUGUAAAAUGAUUGACUUUGAAAGCAGUUUCUGUCUGAAUAUUAUUUUAACUUCAAAGGAAUGUGACAGCCUGGGAGAGGUUUAAUUACUGUUUGUGUGUCAAACUAGGAUACCUAAUAAAUUCGAGAGAAGCAUCAACCUGCCGCUCUUUUUCUUUCACUCCAAAUAUAUAUCAACAAUUCCAGUCCAGUCAGUACAGAAUUUGCCAAAGGCAAUUUUAUCAUUGUCUUGGCCCCAUUUAGUCUCCAUUGCAACCGUCACGCAGUAGAAACGGCUGCCAAGGAGACUAGGCCUCAUUGUAUCACCCUUUCUGUAAUAAAAGCAACAACAACUUUAUCUAAGCUUUUUACUUGAGGGGAGGGGACAGGGGUGGGUUUGUUCCAGCUUGCCUCCCCGCCCCCCCCUAAAUGCCGUAGUUAAGCGUUGGAGACUACGAUCAGACAAACGGCCCGACUUCACACUCACCCCCUCAACAAAACCCAAACCCAAAUACCCGCUGCUGGAAAACAAACCUUAUAUCGGACCUCUUAAGACCUCUUAUAUUGUAGCAUUGCGAACAGCAGACGUAUUUCCGGUCGUCGCUUCUCGCCCGGAAAUCAGUCUGCUGGUCGCAGGCUACUGAUAUUGCUGACAAUGACUUAUUUUAAAGCGUAAGCGUGACUCGGCAAUUCAUUAACUCACAUUCACCCCCUUGACCGCACCCAAACCCACCUACUCCCUGCUGGAAAACAAGCCUUGUGGUUACUAAAAAUUAAUUUUGAAAAAAAAACUAAAGCACUGAUCUUCCAAAAACAAAACUGUAAAUCAACAUGAGACAAAUACCCCACGGUCCUAAAUGGGAAUCAAAUCUCCAAAGUCACAGAAUACUCUUAUCUGGGCAUAACGCUUAAUUCAAAUGGAAGUUUCUAAAUUUCCAAACAAUUAUCUGCACAGAAAAUAAGAAGAUCAAUAUUUGGUACAAAACGUUUUCUUGAAUUUAACAAGCUUCCAGUUGCUGUAUGCAAUAAACUUUAUGAUGCUCUAUUUCUUCCUAUAUUACGAUACAGCUCUGAGGUAUGGGGUGCUUACGACAGAACUGAUGCUAAGAAAUAAUAAUAAUUAUUAUUAUUAUUAGAAACGGGAAAAAGACCCCAUUGAAAAACUUGAAAAACUUCACACCCAAUUUUACAAACAUUUUAUUGGUGUAAACAGAAGAGCUAUAAACAUCAUAUCUCACAAUACCGUACUAUCACUUAAAUCUAAUAUUAGCAUAAGUGUCAUAAAAUUUUGGUUACCCCUCGGACCUCUCGUUAGUUUACCCGAUACUAGUAUUGAAAAGCAAUGUCUUUUACUUUCAAAUCAACAUUCAAACAGUGGAAAAUCGUCUUAAUUUCAUGUUGUCAUUUUAUGAAAUCAAAGCCAUUCAUCCUCUUCAUUAUUCAGCAUCGUCCUAUAUCAAUUAUCUUCAGUUGUAUCUUGUUAAAAUUAAGCCUUUAAACUCAAGAUAAAGACUGCGGUCUGAUGGACGUAAUACUGCUGUCACACCCCGGCGAAUUUUAAAACUUUAACAACCUGGGCGACCGUGCUUUCGUUGCUUCGGCGCGUAACUCUUGAACGAUUCACCUCUGGAAAUUAGAAUGGCCAUAUCUGUUGACACUUUUAAAACAUUUUUAAAGACGCAUCUUUUUAGUAGGGCUUUUCAUUCUAAGUUAGGUUUACUUAAUACCUAUACACAACUAUGUAAUUCUAUUUUAUUCUUAGUUAAGUUUUUUGAUAUUAUACACAACACAUGAUGUAAUUCUUAUUUAUCAUUUAGUUAUUUUUAUUCUAGGUACUGUUGUAAUGCGCAGUUGAUCUUGUCAUGAAAACCGCGCAAUAUAAAUUCUUAAAUUAUUAUUAUUAUUAUUAUUAAAUCAUGAAACUACAUUGUAGCACUUCUAAUAAUAAAUUACAAGUGUCUGAUAUUCUUGUAGAGCCAAAUUUGGUUACUCUCGAAGCUGCGUAAAAUAAAACAGGCUAUCAUAGAUGGCUUAAAAAAGUAUCAAAUGAAAAUGUUGCAAUCUUACAAAAAAAUUGAACACUCUUAAGACUGACGUUAGUAGAUCAGAAUAUUUAGACCUUAUUAAAAACGAAAAACACCCCCAGGCGGAAGCAAAGUUACGAUCAAGUAAUCCGGCACAAGUUAAGAAUUGAGACUGAUAGAUAUCACCCUCCUAAAAUUCAGAGAAUCUGAGAAUAUGCCAGUAUAAAUGAGGGAAUGAAAUUCAUUUUCUAUUGGAAUGCAAUUUAAGAAAACGCUUUUUUCAAGACGUAGAGGCCAUGCAAGUACUCCAAAUUCGUUGAUUUGAACAAAUCGGAAAAAGUUAUAUCUCUUUUUAACAAUAUUGAGCAUUUCAACUUAGAGAAACUUAUUUCAUGAAACAGAAGCAUGGGAAAUAGAGAUUACUACGUUUAAUUAAUUACAUUUAAUUAAUACUCUCUAUUUAUCAAUGUAAACUAAGGCUCGAAUAACCACUGCACUUACCGUGAACGGUCAAUGUAGCUCAACGUUGGAUCAAACAAGAUCGUAAUCAGUCGAAAAAGAUAUAAAUAGAAUUAAACUAAAAAAGACUACUGCAAAGACUGAUCAAACAAAGUGAAAAAGGCUGAGGUAUACAAUAUUACGACUGGCCAAUACCAGUCUUCAUCAGGUUUAUUAGGAAAAAUAUAUACUUAAUAAGUUUUAUGAAGACUGGUAUUGGCCAGUCGAAAGAUUGUUUACCUCAGCCUUUUUCAACGUGAAAAAAGCUGAGGUAAACAAUAUUUUCACUGGCCAAUACCAGUCUUCAUCAGGUUUAUUAGGAAAAAUAUACACCUAAUAAAUUUGAUGACGACUGGUAUUGGCCAGUCGAAAUAUUGUUUACCUCAGCCUUUUUCAGCUUGUUUCAUCAGCCUUUGCAGCAGCCUUUUUGAUUGUAAUUCUACUUUUACUCUCUAUUUAUUCAGUUAUACCAUUGCUGUAUAUGAGAAUACUAUUAAAAUGUUAUUUUACGUUAUGUUAUAUGUAUCGGAUCAGGCUUGGUAUCGGACCUCUGAUAUUGCAGGACAAUGACUUAUUUUAAAACUUAAGCGUGACUGGGCAAUAGCGUUGCCCGCGAAUGACCUCAGAGUGAAUAAUUUGCAAUUUUUGUCCGAGUUUUGUCAUUUUUCUCAUUUUAACGACAAUAGACAGACAAACAUGACACUUUAAUGACAGAAGUCUCACAAAAGUGAGGAAUUCGCUGACGUUAAUUUAAGUUUGUUUGUCUGAGUUUCGGGUCUAUAAAAGUAACUGCGCGCAGCGCUAUUAAUUAACUCAAAGAUCAUGGCUGUAUCGGCUGCGAUCGGUGUAGCGGCAAUCGCUGUCCUUUAUGCAGGGAAAAGAUACUUCCAAGGUCCAAAAUGCAAUAGCAAAAGACGCUUAGACGGCAAGACUGUUGUUAUCACAGGUGGGAACACUGGUAUCGGUAAAGAAACCGCGGUGGAUUUAGCUAGGCGUGGAGCAAGGGUCAUAAUCGGCUGCAGAAAUCUCCAAAAGGGUAAAGAAGCACUGAAUGAAAUAAAAGAACGAAGCAGGAACGCCAAUGUUUUUCUUGAAGAGAUAGAUCUGGCCUCUUUGGAGUCAGUUCGCAAGUUUGCAGACAGAAUUCUCAACAGUGAACCUCGUCUAGACAUCCUCAUCAACAACGCUGGAGUGAUGGCCUGUCCAUAUCAGAAGACGAAAGAUGGAUUUGAGAUGCAGUUUGGUACGAAUCAUCUUGGGCAUUUCUUGCUGACGAUGCUGCUUCUUGACCGACUGAAACGUUCUCAGCCGAGUCGUAUCAUAAACGUGUCUUCGUCCGUUCAUAGAAUGGGAAGUGGCAAGAUCAACUUUGAAGAUAUAAACUAUGAAAAGAGCUACGGCAGCUGGGCAGCCUAUUUCAACAGCAAACUUGCAAACGUGCUCUUCACACGCGAAUUGAGCAAACGCCUGGAGGGUACCCACGUGACAGCGAAUUCACUGCAUCCUGGAGGAGUCAAGACUGAUUUGCAGCGCCACUCUAUUCUAGGAAGUGCGCUGCUCUUUCCCCUUCGCUGGUAUACAUUUAAGACAGCUGAACAGGGAGCUCAAACUACCAUUCACUGUGCAGUCUCUGAAGAGAUGGAAGGUGUCAGUGGAAAAUAUCUGCGAGAUUGCGCCAUUGUGGAGGAAUCGAAGGGGGCCCAGGAUGAUGCCGCAGCCAAGAAGCUAUGGGAUCUGAGCGUGAAGCUGGUUGGGCUGGAAAAAUAGACAAUUAGAAGAUGGAAGUGUCUAGAUACAGCUUUACAUAUUAGGCUGGACAUUUUCCUUAAUUUCUUUACCAUUUUAGAACUACACAAUACAGUUAGAUGUGGCUUUAUUAAAAUUAGGUAGAUCAGAUACAUGCGAUGCCGAGAACAGUGCUACAAUAGCGUUGUCUGGGUUAUCCCUCCAUCCGUAGCCCUGCUACGAUACUGUCCUGAGUGUCCAUCGACCGAUACACAGGACUGACAGGCGCUAUUCACGCGAUGCGCGCGCUGAUAUAGCGCUCGCGUACGCGUAACCCGUAAGCCGUAAGCCGUAAGCCGUAAGUCGUAAGCCGUAAGCCGUAAGCCGUAAGUCUUUCUAUGACUGUGACAUUUGAGUGAACGCAUGUGUUUUUAUCAUGAGAGGCAAGAAAUGAUAUUUUUUGCUUCCUUCUGAUAUCCUGGUCAACGAGCUAACUACAUCUGUUCAACAAAUGCAACAAGAAACCGAAAGUUGUGUUUUGGACGAAGAUCCAUUGGAGGUAAGCAAUGAAAAAAGCGAAAACAAAUCGUCGCACGUGAGAGCUAUCCACCCAAGCAAGGAUCUAAAUAGAUAUAUAGUGGACAAGUUCCAUCAACCUACAGCCAAAUCAAAGGCCGCUCCUUUUGAAGCCAUCGAUCUUUCCAUCUAUAAACCUUCAGCUAGAUGCCUUGCUUUCUCGACAUCUGAAGAUCGCCUGUUAUUAUGGAUUGUAGCUUUCCAAUUUCGCUAUUAUGAAAUAACCGGAAAUGGAACCGAUUAUACUGUGAUAUGGGAAGAGCAAGACAACCCAAGCUCAACCUCGAAGUGCGAUAAAAUCUGUAUUCAUCUUUCAAUGAAUACAUCCACUGGCGAAGAAAAAUUGGUAACCAUUACAGUUUUUGGUACAACUGGGAGGAUCCUCGUGCAAGGGAAAAAAUAUGAUGAAUGGAGCAAAUUCGAAUUUCCGGUGAUGCUGAAAAUUGUCAACACUCUCAGCGAUCUUCAACCUCUCUUCACUCUCUUCAGUUGGAGAUGUUUCUCUCUUUGGAGCCUCGCUUCAAAACUUUUUACGAAUUUCAUAACAUUUGUCAGAGAUGAUGACAUCCCAUCAUCAAAUAAUUUGGACGCCGAACUUCCCUCAACAACCAAACCGGAAGCUUUAUUGCCAACUGAAACACUAACAAUCUCGCCAACCCGUUUAAAGACAAUCUCAUCCAUGCGAGACACACUCGGGUAGCUAGAGGCAGAUUUUACAGAAUUUCAUAUGACCACUACCGGGGAUUUGGAACAGCUAAAAGACAAAACCGUUAAACAAGAUCACUUAAUUAAGCUACAAAAACAAUCAUCUGACGAUCUACUCAAUGAUUUUUCCUCGCAGAUUACAUCACUCCAAAAAAUAGUCUCUCAACAAUCAAGCAUCAUUAAAAAAUUGCAAGAUGAAAACCAGAUCCUCCACAAGAAACACGUACAAAUUGACAAAGCAAAUCAGGCCCUGCAAGAAUCACAAAAUAAUCUGAUGACAGAAAUUCAUUUCCUUAAAGAACAAAUGACAGCGCUUUGGCAAAACUCGAAGGAACCUGACCCCCCCAGCCCUUCCUCACAACCCGAGUCUUCUUGCUCCGAAAACACCACUGACAGCGAACAAAAAAAAAUACGGACUGUGAGGCAUCUCGACUACCCAUCACAGCUCAAAAGCUUACAGUAAAUAUUCCCACGGAAAACAGGUUUUCGCUGCUCCAGAAUUGUGACACAUCUGACAGCUUAUCCAACACACAGCAAGAAAUUGUCUCGAGACAAACACAGAAAAUAUGACUCCACCUACUCCACAAGACAUCGCGCCACCGCCGAUCCAAGCAUCAGUAAACAAUAAAGCCGUUUUUCUGUGCGAUUCGAAUGGAAAAUUUAUCGACAAAAGAAAGCUUUUUCAACCAACACAAGAUUUCACAUUCUUCAGAUGUCCCAAAAUUGAACACGCAAGGGCUAUUUUACAAAAUGAAAUUGAUAAAGAAUCGGCUGGACAUCCUCAAUUAAUCAUAAUCCACACCGGAACAAAUGAUCUUACUACAACCACGCCAAUAGACGACUUCAUCUCUGAUAUAUCUGUAUUAAUCACUCAAGCAUCUACAAAGUUCCCAAAGAGCAAAAUCGUUUAUUCAACUCUCUUGCCGCGAACUGACAUUCCCCUGCAUACUUUAUCCAAAAUAAACACAAACCUUAUUGACAGCUGCUCAAAACUACCAAACGUCCAUCUAGUUAAUCAUGACAAUAUCUUCUCCAAGGGAACUGAAGUGUUGCAUGACAGAAAACAUCUUAAAAAAAGACACCUUGGUUUGUUCGCAGCAAACUUAAAAGCAGCCAUUCGUGGUAGAGGAAAACCACCUCGCGCCAACUCCAGCCAAUUGUACCGAUCCUCACUCUCUUCGCCGCACUCGUUUCACACUAGCCCUUCGGAAGGCUAUCCUCCCUCCAGCAAUGGUGUUCGGAACAUACACAGCCAAGUCCACCAAACUUCGCGGCAGCAACAACCUUUACCUUCCCGUUUCCCAUAUACAACUUCCUCGGGUGAUGCCUCUUAUAGUAAUGCUGUUAAAAACGGUCACAACACCUACAACAUUCCGCAAUCACCGCAACAGCAACAGAACUUUCCGCCGCAACACUACAAUGUACAGAGCUUCUCACCGUCUCACUUAGCGGCAGUAGGACCGAUUCCUUCUGUUCCUCUCCAGAACGACUGUGCUGUUGAAAAAGCCCCGGCAGUUGAAAUCCCAAAGGAACUGGUAUCUUAAAUCCAAUUUUUGAGACCCUUGUAUAUCUUAUACAUAACCCACAACUUUCAAUGCUAGUUGUUGCUAGUUUCCCGGGAUAUCUGAUUUAAGCUCUCUUUUUUUCAGGUACUAAGUUUGAUACAACAUGCCAGGGCCCUUAAGCUUCCCCAGCAAAUUAUCUUUUUUUGCUUGGAACAUUAAUGGGCUAUCGUCGAAAUUAUUAGCGGAAAAAUUGCAAAAUUUGGAUUGUAAAAACUUGAUUAAUUCUUUUUGAUUUCGUAAUUCUCUCCGAAACAUGGAAAAAAAAGUGACUGUUGAAGUAAACGGUUACAAGAUUGUGACUACAGAUACCUUGAAAACAGGAAAAUGCGGACGUAACUCGGGUGGAUUAGUUUGCUCUACAAACUAAAGUUUGACGAUUGGAUUUCAGUGCAAAAAGAAUCACCAAAUUUUUAUGGUUUAAAAUUAGUAAUCGCUACACAAAAACUACAAAAAGACAUUUAUGUCUGUGGAACGUACAUUCCACCAUACAAUUCCCGCUACUUUCGACCUGAACUAUUUGAAGAGCUUGAAAGCGACAUCGAGAAAUUCUCCUCCCUGGUUCAAUUCUUAUUAUGGGAGACUUUAACUCCAGAGUCGGAAAACACCCGGACAGUGUUUGUCAAGAAGGUAAUAAGAUAAUAACAAACGAUUUUUCUGAAUCUUCGUUAUGCGCCACCCAAAGAAAAAGUUUUGACAAUGAUUUGAAUAAUCACGGAAAACGACUCUUGGAAAUUUGUAGAAGCGCGGAUUUAAGAAUUUUAAAUGGUAGAAUUAAUGGCGACUCGUUAGGCAGACCUACAUUUCAUGGUAAAUCGGGAAUCAGUGUCAUUGAUUACUCCGUAUGUGACCAAGAUUUGCUACGAAAUAUAACAUCUUUUGUAGUGAAAGAGCCGAACAGUUUAUCAGAUCAUAGUCCAAUAAUAACAUGGCUUAAGGUUAACCGUCAUUUAGAUAAUGAUUCAUCAAACGAGGCAAUUAUAAAUGAUUCUUUGACUCCUCUACCAAAACAGUUUUUUGGGAAAACGAUUCGUCACAAAAAUUUAGAGCUACAUUACAGUCUGAAGACAUUCAAAGAAUGAUCCACGAUUUUAUGAAUACUACAACAAUCACGAGAAAUGUUGACAUGAACCUUCAUGCUGUAGAAAAUAUUCUUAUUUCAACCGCCAAACGCUGUUUGAAGAUCAAAACAGCAAAAAAGCGACGUUGCAAAAUAUCUUCGAACAAAAAAUGGUUCGACAAAGAAUGCCGCUAUAAAAGACAUGAACUGCGGAAACUUUCUAAUCAAAAACAUAGAGAUCCUCUAAACACUACCCUCAGAGAAGAGUUUCACAACGUCUUAAAACAAUAUAAAAACCUUUUGAAACAUAAGAGAAACGAAUACUAUAGCAAUAAGAUCUGUGAACUUGAAAAUACGGUCGAAAAUUCGAACAAUAAGAGCUUUUGGAACUGUUUGAAGUCAAUGGACGACACUAUGAAGGAAACCUACACCCCUCCAAUUUCUGAAGAAAAAUGGAUGUCCCACUUUCAAUCUUUGCACUCGAAUGAACCCCUUAAUGAACAGCAGGAGGCAAUUAUAGAUGAGUUGCAGAAUUCAGAGGAUAUUACGUCACGAUCUCACUCCUUGGAUUACCUCAUCACUGAAAGUGAAAUUCGCACUGCAGUUGGAAAACUCAAAAACAACAAAUCUUCUUUUUCAGACAAAAUCAAAAACGAAAUGAUCAAAUCUAGCCUAAACGAAUUAAUGCCUGUUUAUCUAAAACUAUUUAACACGAUCCUCGACUUAGGAACUAUGCCGCAAAUGUGGUGUGAUGGCCUCAUUACACCAAUUUUGAAAUGUGGUACUAAAAGCGAUCCAUCAAACUACCGUGGAAUUUGUAUUUCCAGUUGUAUUGGAAAACUAUUUUGUUCAAUUCUCAGUCAGAGACUUCUAAAGCACGUUGACUUAAAUAAUAUACUUCACAAGUCUCAAAUUGGUUUUCUAGCAAAUAAUAGAACAGCAGAUCAUGUCUUCACACUUCGAACAUUAAUAGACAAAUAUGUCCAUUGUCACAAGGAGAAAAUAUAUGCGUGUUUUGUUGACUUUAGGAAAGCCUUUGAUUCGGUUUGGCAUGAUGGGCUUCUCUAUAAGUUAUCUAAGAUCAAUGUCCAAGGAAAGUUUUAUAGUCUAAUUAAGAGUCUAUACUCGAAGUCUACCUGCUCUGUCAGGAUUGGAAAUAACAAAACGCGAUCUUUUCAAUACGCAAGAGGAGUGCGGCAAGGCUGCAUUUUAAGCCCUCUGCUCUUUAACUUAUACCUUAACGAUCUAGCGUUCUCAUUUGACAAUGUUUUAUCAGACCCCUUCGUGUUACCAAAUGGCACCAGACUCAACUCUCUCCUUUACGCAGAUGACUUGAUAAUAUUAUCGCGAUCCAAACUUGGUCUACAAAACUGCCUUAACGUACUAUCUUCAUAUUGCAACUCAUGGAUGCUUAGAAUAAAUCCUAAGAAAACCAAAAUAAUGAUUUUUCAACGAUGCACACGAAAAUGUGAACAUAACUUCCGCAUAGGCAAUGAAGUAAUCGACGUUGUCCAAAACUAUACUUACUUAGGAACUCGAAUUACAUCUUCCGGAAAUUUUACACUUUCGCUUGAACAUCUCCGACAAAAAGCUCUUCACGCGCUCUUCAGCCUCAGGCGACACACGGAUUUGAAUAAUCUUAAGCCCUCACUUGCGUGUAAAAUUUUUGACUCUAUGAUUUCACCAAUUCUAACCUACAACAGCGAAGUUUGGGGUGCUUUUGUUAAAUCAGAUUUUAAGUCCUGGGACAGCUCUGCAAUUGAAAAAACCCAUUUGCAAUUCUGUAAACGUUAUUUACAAGUACAUAACAAGGCAUCCAACAUUGCUUGUAGAGCUGAACUCGGUAAAUUUCCCAUGAUCAUUGAUAUAAAUAAAAAGAUUCUAAAUUACUUAGACUAUCUGAGAGGUAAGGAUGAAGAUUCUAUAGUUAAACAGGCCUUACAAAUUUCAAUUGACCUUCAUCAUAACGGAAAAACUAGCUUUUACUCUAAUCUCAUGAAAAUGGUUGACUACUAUGAUCUAAACUAUGACUUUUCCUGUAAUUCAUUGAGUGACUCAAUAGUUAAUAGGUAUAUCGGCAUAAUGAAAAAUAAAUACGUCUCUUACUGGAAUCAGACACUUCAACAAUCACAAAAACUCAGUUUUUAUUGUACAAUCAAAGACGACUAUAGCCCCUCGCCGUACCUAGUUUUAACAAGAAAAAACCCUUCGAGAAAAACAUUAGUUAGAUUUAGAAUAAGUAGUCUUCAACUUAGAAUUGAAACAGGUAGAUACGAAAACAUUCCUCGCAAUGAAAGGAUAUGUCACUUUUGUACAAGUAAGAAAAUCGAAGAUGAAAAUCAUUUCUUACUAGAUUGUAAGGCUUAUUCUCAGAUCAGAGACAUAUUUUUCUCGAAACUAGAAACUAAAAUACCUGACUUCAAAUCACUUUCACACGAUACUUUAAUAUCUCUUCUUAUGAAUUCUUCUGAUUAUUUAAUUAACUGUCAAUUAGUUUCAUUUAUCUCGCAAUGCUUAGAAUUAAGGACCAAAUUAAUAUCAAUGAAUGAAUGAAUGAGAACUGUCACGUUUUGUAAUGUUUUGCACGUACUAAUUAGUUGAAUUAGUACUUAAAUUUAGAUUAAUAGCUUUUGCAAUACUGUAAUUCCUUUAUGGUCAUGCAAAUAAAGCUUUUGGUGUUGUUGUUGUUGUUGUAAGCCUGGUACCCUCAGAAAACGGUCGAAAUUUUCGCUAAUGAGACUGUCAGCCGGGUUUAAAAAUUUUGCUCUAUUCUUAGUUUACGAAAGCUACGAAAUUUCUAGGCGCCGAAAUCAGAAUCUAAAGAUUACUACGAAAGCUACGAAAUUUCUAGGUGAUCUAGGGAUUACUACAAAAUACGAAAUUCUUAGGUGAACAAACCACAGAAAUCCCGAAACUCUGAGCCCAACGAACAGUCACCACGAAACAUUUUCGAAAUUUUUAGCUGUUCUUGGGCUCCCGAAAAUUUUAGCCAUUCUAGAGGGCUCCGAACAGAUAUUUCCCCGAAAACGGUCGUUGGGUGCCCCUGAGUUUUAUAAAAACUGGGCAAAUAAACACACGAUAAAUAUGAAAACUAUGAUUCAUUGUAAUGUAGAAUAUCAGGUUCUUUAAACGCUACAUGUAAGAGAAGGGAUGUGUUCCUCAGGAAGACAGCAUUACAGAGGUUAGGGAUAUUUGGUCGCGCUUGCGUAAGCAGCGAGACUCGUAAUCGGCAACGCGUUUUUUGUCGUAUUUUGUACACAAAUGGGGGCUCAUUGUGCCAGGCGUUCCUUGCGGAGACCGUGGAAAGUGGGACUAAGAAUCGUUGCGUGAUUGAAGCCACCCAUGUUUUGCGAAGAAAGCUUAGGGAGGAUUAAAUUUAGAACUUUUCGGAAACGUGUCGGUCCACAAAUUCUAUCGCUUGAAAGCGUUGAUUGCUUUGGAACAAGUGAACACUUCUGAGUGGUCGGAAAAAAAAAAAUGAUGGUAGGGUGUUGUAAACUUUCAUUGUAUGCAAAUGGUCUUGUGAUGAGCAUGGGGUUUAAUUUCGGCGAUGAUUGAAAUAACGUGCAAUAUGUAAAUCAUAGCCUGCGUAGCAGGCGCUUGGAAGUAGAGGGCACAAGAAAAAACGGGCGCGCGAGAAGGAGACACGCGAGGGGAGAGGUACUCGACUGUCUCCCUCGCGCGCGCCCGUUCUCUCUUUCGCCCACUACUUCCAAGCGCCUGCCACGCAGGCUAUGUAAAUCACGUUUUUGAUCUCUGGCAAUGAUUGGCAAUGAUGUAAUUUCUCUGGAAUCGAGGCCCUUGAAUUUUCGUAUAUUUAUAUACGCGUAUAGCCUGCGACCGCAGACGUAUUUCCGGUCGUCGCUAACACGCGUACUAAAUCAAUUCAGAAACAAAUAAAAAGUAUCGACGUCGAUAAAGUAGGAAGUGCAAAACAUUUAGCGAGUAAAUCCUGUUUCGUGUAGAAUUAAUCGCCUCCUCAUUUUUCGAUCUUAUCUCCAAGCAAGCGAGACUGACGCCUCUGUAAGAGCGUUCUUGUUUAACUAAAAGUAAUGAUAUUAAUGGCAACUAACUAAUUCUUGAAAUAGGAACAGGGGAUAGACUGUUGUAACCUGUUGUGUUUGAAUAAAGAGUGAACAUUGACAGGGCCAUGGGGUUACAAAUGGUUCUUAUAAAUCGUUGUUCUCCAAAAGUUUCACUUUAAUCUUGAAAUCUCAGUAGAAUUUGUGAAGAGCCUGGAACUAUUGAUUUUCUGCAUUGAUUUCCAUCUCAAAUUUUGAAAAGUUUUGCCCCGAGGUGCGAGAUUUGUCAUCAAAAGACUUGGGGUCUUGAAUGUUACAUUUUACCUAUAGGAAGGGAGUGUUCAUCUUCUUUGAUCCCAUUUCAUGGAGAGAAAAUAGAAACAUCACACCCUAUGGGGAAAAUCAAAAACAUAAAAUUGUUUCAAUAGGUUGGUUUUAUUUCUUUUUUACAGACAUUCACAAAGCAAGCGUUCUUAAGUUCAAACCUAUUUGAAAUGCCUUUGCUUUAAUCAAACGGCUAUAGUAUCAAAAAGGAAUAUCCUAUUUAUAGAGUAAGCACCAUAAAAACCAUACUCUCUUCUGCAGCAUACUCCUAUAUAGUUUAAAUGCGAGAGGACCUCUCUGAAUAAUAUGCCACCCUUAUAUAAUUUAAAGGAACCUCUUAAUCUGAUCUGUUCAGCUAGCCUUUAAAGGAGUUUCAACGUGGGUAUGCUUUCCUCAGCAAUAUUUAUUAUUUGAGUUGCUUAUUCUGUGAAGAGUCAGAUCAGUCAAAACUUAUGAAUUCUCUUUACUUUGCAAAUUAUGCAAAUGUACUUUCUGCUUGAAUGAUUUAGUGUUUUCAGCUGCCUUCCUGACCCCCUCUAAUGUUUGCUUUAGUCGGAUUUGAAAUGUCAAAUUGUUGAUUUAGUAAGCAGUUUCUGUCUGAAUAUUAUUUUACCUUCAAAGGAAUGUGACAGCCAGGCCCAGGGGUGAGGGGGAGCACUCCGGAUUUUAAGUGACAGGUAUGAUCAAAUGGGGGCAACAAUCAAAACCCAAAAUAAUCCCUAGGGUUUCCAACAUAACUUUAAAAUAUCCCUGGACCAAAAAUUAACUCCCUACUUAAAUCAAGCCACCCCAAAAAGUACGUGCCAAACUUUUCUACCCCCAAAACUCCCGGAAACGAAAAUUUCAAAGCCCCAAAAAAUCAUUCGAUCAUCCCUGUCACUUGAAAUCUGGAGUCUCCCCUGGGCAACCAAGUACAGUUUUAAAUUACUGUUUGUGUGUCAAACCAAGACUGGACACCUAGGAAACGGAGUCAACUUGUUGUUCUUUUUCUUGCGCUCCAAACAUUAGAUAUCAACAAUGCAAGUACGGACUUUGCCAGCAAUCUUAUCAUUGUCUCGGUCCCAUUUAGUCUCCAUUGCAGCCGUCACGCAAUAAAAACGGCUGCCAAGGAGACUAGGUUCCAUUGUAUCACCCCAGUAAGAGUUUUGUAAUAAAAGUUGCUGUGAUCCACCUAGCCUCCACAUAUACUUUCAACUUGCCGUAGAUGGGGGAAGGAGUAAAAGAGACCCGACGAUCAGAAAAACCGCCCGACUCACACUCACCCCCUUUGCAAAACCCAAACUCAUCUACACCCUCCUGGGAAAAACUUCAUAUCGGACAGUGUCCAAAGGGGCGUAAGCGUGACUCGGCAAGAUGGCUGUUCCUGCUGCGAUCGGUGUAGCGGCAAUCGCUGUCCUUUAUGCAGGGAAAAGAUACUUGCAAGGCCCCAAAUGUAACAGCAAAAGAGGCCUAGACGGUAAGACGGUUGUUAUCACAGGUGGAAACACUGGUAUCGGCAAAGAAACCGCAGUGGAUUUAGCCAGGCGAGGAGCGAGGGUCAUCAUCGGCUGCAGAAAUCUCCUAAAGGGCAAAGAAGCAUUGAAUGAAAUAAAAGAACGAAGUGGAAACUCGAAUGUUUUCCUUGAGGAGUUAGACCUGGCUUCGUUAAAGUCUGUUCGCACGUUUGCCGACAAAAUUUUAAGCCUUGAAUCCCGCGUUGAUGUCCUCAUCAACAAUGCUGGAGUGAUGAUGUGCCCAUAUCAGAAGACUGAAGAUGGAUUUGAAAUGCAGUUUGGUACGAAUCAUCUUGGGCAUUUCCUGCUGACGAUGUUACUCCUUGACCGACUGAAGCGUUCACAGCCGAGUCGAAUCAUAAACGUGUCUUCGUCUGCUCACAGGAUGGGAAGUGACAAGAUCAACUUCGCAGACAUCAACUUCGAAAAAAGCUAUGACAGCUGGGCCGCCUAUCAUAACAGCAAGCUUGCAAACGUGUUAUUCACACGCGAGCUCAGCAAACGUCUGGAGGGCACCCAUGUGACGGUGAAUGCACUGCACCCGGGGGUUGUCACAACCGAGCUUCAGCGCCACAUGUUUUUGUCUAGUAGUCUGUUCUACCCGAUCCGCUGGUACAUGUUCAAGACAGCAGAACAGGGAGCACAGACCUCUAUUUACUGUGCAGUCUCUGAAGAGAUGGAAGGUGUAAGUGGAAAAUAUCUGCGAGAUUGUUCCAUUGUGAAGGAGUCCAAGGGUGCUCAAGAUGAUGAUGCAGCCAAGAAGCUGUGGGAUCUGAGCAUGAAGAUGGUUGGUUUGGAAAAAUAAAGCUGAACGGAAUCUCCUCUCAUGACAUCUUUCCAUAACUGAUUUUCAAAACCCUUUGUUUUUACUACUAUAAGGUCACUAAAAAAUUUAUGAAUAUUGUGAACUCUCCAAAAUACCAGAAAGUCCAGCAAAAAUGACUUUAAAGUAGUUCUGUAGCCGUUUCCACAUACUGUACCAUGUUUUUACCAACGCUUAUGAUCCCCAAGAAUUAUAAGUUACACGUAAGACAACCUGAGACGAAUAGCAAAAAGUGGCUAGCAUUUGUAUUUGGAAAAAUAAAAAAAAAAAAAACAGUCAUUAUAGUGAUAUAAACGGCACAUGUAAUGAUAUUAGUUUGUAGAAACGAAACCGAUGAUUGGGAAGUGUGACAAUUAAUAACGUCUAUUUUACUUGAAUUUGACAAUGGAUCAUCUGAACUGUCUGGCUACUGCAGUAUUUAGUGUUGUGUCAUUUAGUACUAGGGGCGAAUUCAGAAAUUUUUGAUUAGGAGGCUGCAAUGUUAAAGUGGAAGACCUCUUUCAGUUGUUAAUUAGCCUGUCCACGGAUGUUAUUCUUUCUUCCUCUUUUUUUCGACAAUUCGACAGCGCCCGAGCUAAGAAAAGGAAAAGAAGAGGUUUAUUAUAACCUCCGCCACCAGCCUUGCGAUUGCGGUCAAUAAAUCCUCCGCGGUUUUUAUUUACUUACGAGCGCGCGACGAUCUCUAACUAAGAGCCUGUUUACAUGGAGGUGGGGGACCCCAGGUAGGUAAGGUAACCCGCUUUGGUGGGGUAACCCGAAACAUGUUAUCUCACCUAUCUGGAGUCCCCCACCUCCAUGUAAACAGGCCCUAAAAGGGAAAACAGAGGGUCUGCGAACAGGCUAAAUUGCGACAAGAUGAAUCAAUUCCGGCUACCGUGGGAAGUAAAUUUCAAAGUUUUCAUGGAUGUCCCCAACCGAUGAAGAAAAAGGGGAACAACUUUUUUGCACUAGGGAUAUUAGUAAGGAAAAAAUGUGAAUAAAAACUUUUCAAGAGUCAAAGCGAUUUCCGCCGUGUCCGGGGUACGGUGAAGAAAAAAAGGGAGAGCAUCCUCCCCGAAGAGAGUAUGGGUAGACUGGAAAACUAGUUCAAGAGUCGACAGUAAUAAUAUCCAGCGGCUUCAACAAAGAAUACAAAAUGGCGGCUCGACAAGGCUUUCGCGUAAGAAAAGUGCACCUCUCUCUUUUACAGGAACGUCAAACAAAUUUAAACCUUAACCAAUUUUUGUCUUUUUAGGUAAUCUCUAGGUUAUCUAGAGGGAUUCACACCUCUUGCCGAAGGCAGUUUUUGAUUCCUAUGGUCAUCGAACAGACGGUAUAAAACCUUAUUAACGUAUGAAAGUACAAAGUUACAUCAUCGAUGUAGGGAUGAUGGAUAUAUGAUCACACUAAACGGGGUAAACAACAUAACCACAUUUUCUGUGGGAUACAGAACAAAAACAGUACCAUUUCUGAGGGCUUCUAAGAAUAAAUGGUAAUUUUUAUUAGGGAACUCUAGGCAGGAAUAAUUUUCUGAAGGGCUCAGGAAAAAACUCCUCAUCAGUGGGGGUACGGGUAGGUAGGGGUCGAGAAAUUAAAUUCAAAGACCCUAAGAGAUAACAGAAUUUGGAUCUAUGUGACUGCGUGAUGCAGUUCAAAACCCACAUUUGAUUUCACCCUUGCACACCUUCGAGUCUCUAGUAGUUCAGUGGUUAGAGCGACUGGCUAGAUCACAGGGGGUCAUGGGUUCAAAUCACAUCGAAAGUUUGGUUUUUUCCCCUUGUUUCUAUUUGAUGCAAGAACGUAUCAUGUUGGUGUACUUCUACAAACGAUUUGCUGAGUGGUUGAAUGGUUGCAUCUAUGAUAUGCCUUAAUGUGACUGUGCUAUGAGUCAUAUUUGUGCUGAUUCCACUAUGUGACUGCAUGAUGCAGUUCUAGUCAAAAACUGACAUUUCACCCUUGCUGGUCCUCGAGAGUGCAGUAGCUCAGUGGUUCGAGCAUCCAACUAGAUCAUGUAAGGUCAUGGGUUCAAAUCCCAUCUGGGGCUCAAAUUUAUUUUCCAAGUUUCCAUUUGGUGCAAAAAUGUAAUUAUGAUAUCAUGUUGUUAUAAAUAUCAUUCGUAUUCUAAAUUUAAUACAUUAUUCUUUCUAGGGCAGAGGUGAAAGAGCAUAUGACAUUUUUUCUCGUCUUCUUAAAGAGCGGAUAGUGUGUGUCAUGGGGCCUGUAAGUAACUUAGUUAAGGCCAUUCUCUGCUAUUUUCUGGCAUGGAGGGUACUGGAAUGUCACUAUAUUUCCUUGAAGCAAGCAUUGGGUGAUCCCACAAACCUUCUCAGGAUUGCUUAUGUUUAAAAAUUUUGUUUACUCCUGUAGACAUAAGGACAAAGUAGAUGACCAACAGCAAAACAACUGAUCAGAUGAAAAUAUGUCUGGAAUUUCGAUUUUGUUGUACAUAAUCUUUUAAUCUUUUUGGGGAUAUUAUUUUACAGAUCACAGAUGAAACAUCCAGCCUUGUAGUGGCUCAGCUUCUCUUUUUACAGUCAGAGAAUGGCCGCACUCCUGUCCAUAUGUACAUCAACAGUCCAGGUAGGAAUGACACAGAAGUAACCAAUUUCCUGAUGUGUUAACUUGCCUUCUGACUUGGUGUACCUUUAAAUUGGCAGGGCAAAUUACUGAUCUUUCAUUUCCCAUUUUUUUCUUAAUAAAUUCAACAGGUGGCUCUGUCACAGCAGGCUUGGCUAUUUAUGAUACAAUGCAGGUUGGCAUCUUACAUGCAUUAAGAUUCUCUUAAGCUUCCAUGCAAAGACUUGAAAAGUGUCGCCUAUUUUAGUUUCAAUUCAUUUGGUACAAAGUACCCUAGCGAUAACAAUGUUUUUAUGUUCCCUGUUGGUGAUGGAAUUACCAUUUCAUCAUGGUCAUCCAAGCCACAGAUAGGUGUAAUCUUUUACCACUGGAACAACUAGUUGUCGCUGAUUAUUGGCCUUAGCCUGUACACAGACGUUUUAUUUUUCUUUCCGUUCAUUUCAAUGAAUGAGCAAGGAACGCGAGAAAGAUAAUAUAUAUUUUCUUCUUCCCCCACCUCUACCCCCUUGCACUGGCGGUCAAUAAAUCCCCCUCAGUUUAUAUUUUAUCAUGGGUGCUCAACGGACUUUGAAGAGAAAAUAGAUGAUCUGUGAACAGGCUAUAUUGGCCUGGACCUUUGACAUUUCACACCACAGAUGAAUGUUCUAUAACUGAACUAGCCUGCUUCUGUUACAACAACAAUCUGUGUGGGACUGAGGAAAUUUAUGCCUAAUAUCCACUUAAAUAGUGAACUACACUGGUUUCAUGAGAUAACAGUAGAUAUUUACUAGCAGUAAUAUUUCUGUGAUUCCUUUUUUAGUACAUUCAGCCUCCUAUCUCUACAUGGUGUAUGGGACAGGCCUGUAGCAUGGGAUCACUGUUGCUAACAGCUGGUACUCCAGGUCUUAGGCACUGCUUACCUAAUUCCAGGGUUAUGGUGCAUCAACCACAUGGUGGAGCUCGGGUAUGAAUCUCAGAUUCCUGACAUAUUGUGAAGUAGUAGUUUACAGAGGGUUUGGGAGCCAGAGAAGUAUAUGACAAGUUUGUUCACAGAUAGAAGACUAGGGAGAUGCAGGACUGUCAAAAUGUUUUCAAGUAGCAGGCUGAUAAUGAAUAGUAGGCGGCUUUGGAACUCGAACCAAAGACACAAGUUCUUGAGGGCCCAGGUAUCUAGGGACAUUUUGAAAUUUGGAGUCUUAGAAAUGGCAUUUCCAGGGGUUUUCAAGAGGUAUUUUCCACUGUGGAUGCUAUGUUGUUUUGUCAGAAUACAUGCAAGACUGGGAACAAUGCUAUCGAAAUGUCGCAGGCAUUACACUACAUCGCGUAGUUCGAACGUUGUACAGAUCUAAACCUGUUCAAAUAUGCGUUCAAUGUCAUUCAAAACUGGAACACGGAUGCUUUACAAUUUUAUUCGAUGGUGCUUAUUUUUUUGUUAGCAGUUAAGGGAGAAGGAGAUGAAAGUAGCUGGCUAAGGAUGCCUAACUAGCCAGCGGUUUUGGCCGGCUACUGGCCCUUAUUGACAGCCCUGGAGAUACAGUAAUAAUUACUACAUUUACCACCAAAACCACUUGUUACAACAAGUUUGUUUUAUAGCAGCAGAACCAGAACAGUAGUUUUUCUUUCAAACUUCACAGCUGAGGAUUGGCACAUUGCAUCCCUGCUCAUAUCUGUUAGGCUGGCAUACCUAUCUGUUGUACCUCACUUUCAUUAAUUUAUUUUUCUAGGGGCAAGCUACAGACAUUGCCAUUCAAGCUGAGGAGAUUUUAAACCUAAAGAAGUUAAUAAACAACAUCUACGUGAAACACACUGGCCAGCCAAUUGAAGUAAUAGGUAUGAUCCCAUUUUCAUUAGAAAGGGAGGAGGAGGCAGUUGUUAUUCUGCAAAAUUUACCUUGUAUAAGUAAUGUUGAUGAGUACUAUUUUGAUACUAUUUUUAAAGCCAUAUGCUUUCUCAGGAGAACAAAAGAUAAGCCCAAGCCUUGAAAACACUUACAUAGAAGAAAAUCUUCUAGUUCUAGCUUCAAGUUUAUUCUGGCAAUAUAUGAGGUAUUACCUGGUACCUACACCAAUAAGAAACUUAGAGCCACAGAUCAGUUUCUUUGUUCAUGCAUGCAUCCUUGUGUUUAUUUUGUAUUUAAAUCUUGCAGAGAAAGAACUUGAAAGGGACAAGUUUUUGUCUGCUGAUGAGGCAAAAGACUUUGGUCUGGUUGACAGAGUUUUAUCGCAUCCUCCAAUCACAGAGAGCCCAUUGUCAAAUGGUGAUAAAGUGGAUAGCUAACAUAGUUUGCUGAGGACUAGAUUAAACUUGGAAUAACUCCUUUGCUUAGCUUCAAAAUCAAUGUUUUAAACUUCAGUUUGACUGAUAAAAGUAAGGGGGUCAACAGUGUUUCCCCAACUGAUAGACCUUAUCCUCUGUUAAGAGCAAAAAAACAUGUCCGUUUUUAAUAUUGGCCUUUUGUCCAUUGAAUAGAUACGUUUUUCCUGCUCUCAGUUCUUGCUGCUCCUUGACCUUUAUACCCAGUGUUGGUGGGGCCAAUAGAUUGUCUUUAUUAGGUACACUUCCCAAGGGCUGCCAACAGCAGAAUGCAUUCAGUUAUAAAUCAUUCUUGAAUACAAGUUUGGUUUGCCCACUUGGUACUCCUGGAAUCCUUUCAUAAGUUAGCUUUCUUCGCUUAGCAGGUAAGUAUGAUGAGAAGAGUGACCAGUCAUCCAAAUCUAAAGUUUAGUUGGCAUAAAUUAAAUACGGUCAGUGGAUUUCCUUUAAUUUGAAUUGUAAAUUUAUUGAGAAAUACAACCUUGAAGCUCAAGGACCCUCAGCAUUUGAGUAGCAAGAUUGUUUUCUUUUAGCUUAAAAUUUUGACCAGUGUGGCCUUACAUAAUUCCUGCGUUUACCAUCUAAUGUAACUUUUGUAAUAAUGGCGUUUUGUUACUCUUUAGUUAGCGCUAACCUAGUUUACAUUUGUUUUCCUGCGCGUGCAGUGCGUUUGUUAUUGACUUGUUGAAAAUAUCGCGAUAUUUUAAUGAAUACAUUAUCCUGCCAGUGAAGCGAAGUGAGAAACUU
This is a messenger RNA of Porites lobata, 26979 nucleotides long. The record is from the annotation of a GenBank genome assembly. NCBI's taxonomy places the organism in Eukaryota, Metazoa, Cnidaria, Anthozoa, Scleractinia, Poritidae.